AUGGCGGAAAAAAUCGAAUCCUCGAUUGAAAACCUAUGGCAGGACGUGAGAGAACUAAGCCUAGGCAGCCCUCCCCACGUCGACAACCUACCCGCCCCACCCACCCCCCUCCAAUUCCUCCGCCGUUACGUCGCCGCCAACAAACCCUGCCUCAUCUCCGCCGCCGUCCCUGACUGGCCCGCGCUCUCCCUUUGGCCCUCCACCGACUACCUCCGCACCGCCCUCUCCACCACCCCCGUCUCCCUCCACCUCACCCCCACCGGCAGAGCCGACGCUCUAGCCCCCCACCCCUCCGACCCCUCCGCGCUCUGCUUCGCCUCCGCACACGUCGAAACCCUACCCUUUCCCGAAGCUCUGGACUCAGUUCUCGCGUCGGAUGACGAGGCGAAGAAAGUGGCGUACCUGCAGCAGCAGAAUGACUGCUUCCGCCGCGAGUAUGGAGCGCUUGCGGCGGAUUGCGAGGAGCACGUGCCGUGGGCGACGGCGGCGCUGGGAUGCGCGCCGGAGGCGGUUAAUUUGUGGAUCGGGAAUCAUUUCUCGGAGACAUCGUUCCAUAAGGAUCACUACGAAAAUCUCUAUGUUGUGAUCACUGGGGAGAAGAAAUUUCUUUUGCUUCCGCCUACCGAUUUUCAUAGAAUGUACGUUCGCGAAUAUCCGGCCGCCAAGUAUGCCUGUGAUCAGGAUAGUGGAGAGUUCUCGCUGGAGUUAGAGGAUCCAAACUCGAACGCGCCAUGGUGUAGUGUGGAUCCAUAUCCUUUGCCUCAAGAUAAGCGGAGAGAAAUGGAGAAGUUUCCCCUGUAUUUCAAUGGACCAAAGCCAUUUGAAGUUUCUGUUAAGGCGGGCGAGAUGCUUUAUUUGCCGAGCAUGUGGUUUCAUCACGUUAGACAGAGCCUAGACGACACGGGCCUCACUAUUGCCAUAAACUACUGGUAUGAUAUGCAAUUCGACAUCAAAUACGCCUACUUCAACUUCCUGCAAUCUAUCCCCAGUACCUUAUUUGAGGAUCCAUCACGGUGUAGAUUGAGAAAUGACAAAGCUCGUCCUGGCAUAUCUUUGUGCAGCUCAGGAGAAGUAUCGGAUAUUGAAGUGUCUCAUGACACUAGAGGUGCCGGUGAUGAUGAAAACUACUGAUUGGUGCUGAGUUACACCUUCUGUAGUAUUUGUGACGAUACGAAUUGAGCUAGGAGCCUGUUCGGGUUUUGGAUAUGCUGCUGUCGGAUCUUUUCCUUGAGAUGGAGCUUCUCGUUGAUACAGAUUGAUGCUCAAAGCUGGAUUCAAUGCAGAAGUGGGUAGCUCAUAUUGAAGGCCUAUAGUUCAAGUUCCACCAAAGUGUGUUUUAUUUAAUUUUUUAUAUUGGUUUAGUUUGUGCUCCUAGUUUCGUGAUUAUUUGUAGUAAUUGAUAUAUUCAAUUCAUUAUAUACUCUAUUUUUGUAUUCAUCUAUAAAAGGCGAUACAAUUUUCAA
Molecule: messenger RNA, 1463 nt
Organism: Salvia hispanica
Lineage: Eukaryota; Viridiplantae; Streptophyta; Magnoliopsida; Lamiales; Lamiaceae
Product: 2-oxoglutarate (2OG) and Fe(II)-dependent oxygenase superfamily protein
Source: RefSeq, a predicted model, not a curated record